AAGAAAUAGUAGUCCAAUCGAAUUCCCUCCCUUCCUCUAGUUCGGAUCCUCGUCUCCAAGAUUGUUUUUUUUUUUUCACUCCCUCUCUCGGAGGUUUCUAGCGUGUCAGUCGUAGCGGGAGGACGCUGCCGGCAGCGGUCGGCCGUGGGGGCGUUGGAGCGGUCUUCUUUGGGUUCGGAUUUAUUGUUUGCGUUUCGUUGGAGAAUGAGGAGCGGCUCUCGUGAGAUCCUCGGCGUCCCCGCGAAGUACUGUUUAUGACGAUAGAGGGUUGAUUUUGUCUUAGAGUUUGGGGAUUGUUUGAUCAUUGCAGGACGAGGAACAACGCAUUGCUCCUUGUUUCUUGGACGCCAGUUUCAUGGCGACCACCAAAAGGGCCUACAAACUACAGGAGUUUGUCGCUCAUUCUUCCAAUGUGAAUUGCCUAAAGAUUGGGAGGAAAACUUCAAGGGUUCUUGUGACGGGAGGGGAGGACCGCAAGGUCAAUGUUUGGGCUAUUGGAAAGCCCAAUGCCAUUUUGAGCCUAAGUGGUCAUAUGAGUGCAGUUGAAUCGGUAAAUUUUGAUUCAUCCGAGGUAUUGGUUGCUGCUGGUGCAACUAGCGGGUCAAUAAAAUUAUGGAAUUUGGAAGAAGCAAAGAUUGUUCGCACUCUAACGGGUCAUAGGUCAAACUGUAUAGCAGUUGAUUUUCAUCCCUUUGGCGAAUUCUUUGCUUCUGGGUCACUAGAUACAAAUCUGAAAAUAUGGGAUAUCAGAAGAAAGGGAUGCAUCCAUACCUACAAGGGCCAUACAAGGGGGGUUAAUGCUGUUAAGUUCACCCCUGAUGGCCGAUGGGUAGUUUCAGGCGGGGAAGACAAUAUUAUAAAGCUAUGGGAUCUUACUGCUGGAAAACUUUUACAUGAAUUUAAGAUCCAUGAGGGUCAAAUUCAGUGUAUUGAUUUCCAUCCGCAUGAGUUUCUUCUGGCAUCAGGUUCAGCUGAUAAGACUGUCAAAUUCUGGGAUAUUGAGACAUUUGAGUUUAUAGGGUCUUCUGGACCUGAGGCUUCCGGUAUACGUUCGAUGACAUUUAAUCCGGAUGGGAGAACAUUGCUAUGUGGUUUGCAUGAAAGUCUGAAGGUAUUUUCCUGGGAACCAAUAGUGUGCCAUGAUAAUGUGGAUGUGGGAUGGUCUAGAUUAUCAGAUAUGAAUAUUCAUGAGGGAAAACUUCUUGGAUGUUCAUACAAUCAAAGUUGUGUUGGAGUAUGGGUUGUGGACCUCUCUCGCAUUGAACCAUAUGCUGUUGUUGCUAGCUCUAGAUCAAAUGGUAAUUCAAGCCAAAAGUCUACAUCGGUUGGUAAUCCAUCUAUCCAAGCUGGUAACAUAAAGUCUAGUAUGAGGAGGCUAUCAAUAUUACAGAGUUCUGAAACAAAUUCUAAGGAGACGAAUUUAUUACCAGCAACAGCCAAUCUUCCUGGUACCCCUCAAAGGAGCGGGGCAUGUGCUAGCAUGAGAGCACCUGUGACGGCACCAGAAUUUGCUGCUUCAUCUGUAAAAAGAAGUUUAUCAAAAGUUCAGUCUACAUCCAACCUUCAGACCAACAGAGCAGAUUUAGUACCUGUGAUUGUUCCAAGAACUAGCAUGAGGAUAGAGUUGCCUUCUGAUUCUAUCAAUGACUCUGGGAUUGGUAGAACAAUGUCAUUUGAUAUCCAAGCAAAAUUUACUGAAUUUUGGAAGGUAUCAAACAUCAGACAGAAUUCUGAUAAAAUAGAUAUAUCCAUUCAAUCUGGAUUUUUGGGUAGUAGAAAUAUUGAACAAAAUGAACUUUUGGACCAAACUUCUGUUUCUUCUGGCAAUGCUGGAACUCAUUUGACAGUCGAAGAAAAAAAUCUGGAUGGUGCUAAACACAUGGUUAAAGGAAGGAUCAGAUCCAAUUCAUUCAGAGAGCCACAUUUGCACUUUGAUCAGGAAAACUUCCAUAAACCAAAGGAAACAUUCUCUUCUAGUGUUUCACGACGAGGAAGAACAAAGUCACUUAUAAACUGGGAAGGAAUGGAACCUUCUCCAAGCUAUGAUCAUCCAACAUCAAGCAGUGCUUCUGAGAAGACAGUUGUUUCUCGCUCCUCGUACUCUUUGAGAAGUUACAAGAAGAAUACUGAAAUUGAAACUCUACCUGUUUCUGAUGAGGAUUCUAUACAAAUUAUAUUGAGGAGUCAUGACCAAUUCUUAAACUCAAUGCAAUCUCGAUUAACCAAAUUACAGGUAGUUCAGCGGCUAUGGGAAAGAAAUGAUGUCAAAGGUGUCAUCAGUGCACUUGAAAGAAUGUCUGAUCAUGGUGUGUCUGCUGACGUAUUGUGCUCUCUGAAAGAUAAAAGUGAUGUUAUUACUCUGGAUAUCUUCACUUCUCUCCUGCCACUUUUAACAAGCCUUCUUGAAAGUAAGAGGGAUAGGCAUUUAAGUGUCACUCUAGAAAUGCUGCUGAAGCUUGUAAGGAUUUUCAGUCCUGUAAUCCAUUCAACCAUAUCGGCAGGUCCAUCUGUUGGUGUUGAUCUUCAAGCAGAACAGAGGAUGGAAAGGUGCAAUCUCUGCUUCAUUGAGCUGGAAAAGGUCAAGCAUAGUAUUUCUUCCCUGACGAGAAGAGGAGGGUCUAUUGCAAAGGAUGCAGGAGAGUUGAAUCUUGCUCUCCAGGAAGUGCUGUGACUAACAUAUACCUCAUUUAUAGUGGAAUUGCCAUUCUUUUUCCUCCAUAGAAAGCUGGUCAUUUAGCUGCUCAAUAGGGACCCAACCAGAUGAGCAUCGAAGCUAAACUCUCCAAGUCUCCGAAAUCUUAUCUUUAGUUAUUAGCUAACCUAAGUAUUGUCAGACUUCCGUUGGAUUGCUGCAGCUGAGUUCAUUUCCAGGAUAACACUCCAGGAGUAAGAAUUUCAUUAUCAUUUCUUUGGAAUCGAGUAGAAUCCAACUGCUAUGCUUCUGUUAGCUGAGUUGCUUUCCUCUGUUGCACAAGGCGCGGCGCUGCACUUGGCUUGGCUUGGUGAAAUUACUGUUCAUAGAAUAAAUACUAUUAUUUUUUUUAAAAAAAAUGUUUAACUAGGUAAUACUGAUUUGACUCCUUGGAAAUUUUCCACCGAUCGUUAGGAUAAAUUAGAAAGUACUCGUGGUGAGUGGUUCAAAAGUUCAAUAUCCCGUGAUUGUGUGUUCCAUUUGGAAAUUUUUUUUUAACAAAUAUGCUGUAAUUGGGGACUACAGAUGUCUGGGUGACACUCUUCUAUUGCACCGUAGUCCUGGGACAUAGAUGCUAUUA
Zingiber officinale is the source of this 3272-nucleotide messenger RNA. Its product is annotated as katanin p80 WD40 repeat-containing subunit B1 homolog KTN80.4-like. Gene Ontology annotation, cellular component: katanin complex. The coding region runs from base 356 to 2671 and encodes 771 amino acids. Gene Ontology annotation, molecular function: microtubule binding. NCBI's taxonomy places the organism in Eukaryota, Viridiplantae, Streptophyta, Magnoliopsida, Zingiberales, Zingiberaceae. Gene Ontology annotation, biological process: microtubule depolymerization; microtubule severing. The transcript is spliced from 18 exons. The record is from RefSeq and is a predicted model, not a curated record.